This is a messenger RNA of Scomber japonicus (chub mackerel), 6489 nucleotides long. RefSeq names its product inositol polyphosphate-5-phosphatase F (gene inpp5f). The transcript has 20 exons. Gene Ontology annotation, cellular component: early endosome; clathrin-coated endocytic vesicle. The record is from RefSeq and is a predicted model, not a curated record. Gene Ontology annotation, molecular function: phosphatidylinositol-4-phosphate phosphatase activity. NCBI's taxonomy places the organism in Eukaryota, Metazoa, Chordata, Actinopteri, Scombriformes, Scombridae. Gene Ontology annotation, biological process: phosphatidylinositol dephosphorylation; regulation of endocytic recycling. The coding region runs from base 269 to 3652 and encodes 1127 amino acids.
GAGGAGGGAUGCUUAUGUGACAGAAAGCGAAUGUAAUUUCCAGUAUGCGUAGAAAGUGGAAUAAACGACCUAUUAGCUCGCUAAGUUAGGUGGCUAGCCGCCGUAGCUCAGCAGCAGCAGCAGGAGCAGCAGCAGCACAGCCCGUGGGAAAAACGAGCUAACCGUGGCUAGCUACAGUCAGCCUCCGAGACGUGGAAGUUGGUGAUUACCUGUACCCGUCUGUACAGCCUGCUUGUGACUUACUGUUGUGUAACGUAAAGGGACAACAAUGGAGCUGUUUCAAGCCAAAGACGACUACAUACUUCAGAGCGGGGACCGGGCGCUGUGGUGUAGCCGCAAAGACGGGAGCAUGACGGUCAAACCUGCAACAGACCUGCUGCUAGCUUGGAACCCUGUGUGUUUGGGUUUGGUGGAAGGUGUCAUAGGAAAGAUACAGCUACACACAGAUCUUCCUCUCGGCCUUGUAUUAAUCCGUCAAAAAGCACUGGUGGGCCGUUUACCAGGCAACCACAAAGUCUACAAGAUCACCAAGAUAGCUGUCAUCCCUCUGUCUGACGAGGAGCCCCAGGAGCUCGAGCUGGAGGCCUGCAAGAAGCAUCACUUUGGAAUUGACAAACCAGAGAAACUGACCCAGUCUCCCGAUGAGUCCAAGUUCUUGAUGAAAACUUUUAGCCAGAUCAAAUCUAAUGUGGCCGUGCCCAUCAAGAAAAAGGUAAAGGAAAACAAAGAGAAAGAACGCCUGGAGAGGCGGCUGCUUGAUGAGCUGUACAAAAUAUUCAUGGACUCGGACUCCUUCUACUAUAGCAUGACGUAUGACUUGACAAACACCGUGCAGCGCCGGGGAGACUCAGAAAAGUCCAGUUUACCCCUGUGGAAACAGGUGGAUGACCGUUUUUUCUGGAAUAAACACAUGAUUCAAGACCUUAUCAACCUUCAGGUCCCAGAUGUGGACUUCUGGGUUAUACCAAUCAUCCAGGGCUUUGUUCAGGUGGAGGAACUUGUAGUGAAUUACAAUGAGACCUCUGAUGAGGAGAGGAGCAGUCCAGAGACGCCACCACAGGAGAUCACCUGUGUUGACGACAUCCAUCCCCGCUUCACCGUUGCCCUGAUCUCCAGACGUAGCCGCCAUCGUGCAGGGAUGCGGUACAAACGCAGAGGAGUGGAUACAGACGGCCAUGUGGCUAACUAUGUGGAGACGGAGCAGUUGAUCCACGUGCACAGCCACACUCUGUCCUUUGUGCAGACUCGUGGCUCGGUGCCGGUCUUCUGGAGCCAGGCAGGGUACCGCUACAAUCCCCGGCCACGCUUAGAGAAAGGGGAGAAGGAGACCAUGGCUUACUUUUCUUCCCACUUUGAAGAGCAGCUUAACAUCUGCAAGAAGCAGGUCAUCAUUAACUUAGUGGACCAAAGUGGACGGGAGAAGCUGAUUGGUGACGCAUAUCUAAAACAAGUCCUACUUUACAACAAUCCAAACCUCACAUACGUUUCAUUUGACUUCCACGAACACUGCCGUGGUAUGAAGUUUGAAAACGUGCAGAUACUGACAGAUGCGAUCUCUGAUAUCAUCACUGACAUGAAGUGGGCCUGGGUGGACCAGGAUGGAGUCAUCUGCAAGCAAGAGGGUGUCUUUAGGGUCAACUGUAUGGACUGUCUGGACAGGACAAACGUGGUCCAGGCAGCUGUUGCUCGGGUGGUGAUGGAACAUCAGCUGAAAAAGCUGGGUGUGAUGCCUCCCGAGCAGCCUCUGCCUCCCAAGUGUUACAGGAUUUAUCAGAUCAUGUGGGCCAACAACGGAGACACCAUCAGCAGACAGUACGCAGGCACGGCAGCACUUAAGGGAGAUUUCACCAGGACGGGGGAGAGAAAACUGGCUGGAGUGAUGAAGGACGGUGUGAACUCAGCCAACCGCUACUAUCUGAACCGCUUCAGGGACGCUUACAGACAAGCAGUCAUUGACCUAAUGAUGGGGCUGCCAGUGACAGAGGACCUCUACUCCAUCUUCAGUAAGGAGAAGGAGCAUGAGGAGAAAGAGAAGGAAAGCCAAAGGGGAGCCCAGGAGCAGGUCAGCCUCCUGCUGCAGACCUACAUGCAGCUGUUACUGCCUGAUGAUGAGAAGUUUCACGGUGGUUGGGCUCUGAUCAACUGUGACAUGAGCAUUAUUGAUGCAACCAACAAAGAGGUGGAUGUGCUGCUGCUUUUGUCUGACAAAGCCUACUACAUUGCUUAUUACGAUGAGGAAGCAGAUAAAGUCAACCAAUACCAGCGCCUCAAUCUAGAGGGUUUGGAAAAGAUAGAAAUUGGUCCAGAGCCUACACUGUUUGGAAAGCCAAAGUAUUGCUGUAUGCGUUUGCAUUACAGGAGUGAAGAGACAAGCGGAUACUUUCACACACUGCGAGCCGCCACACGAAAUCCUGAGGACGAUGGAAAAGAUACAUUACAAUGCAUUGCGGAGAUGCUUCGCAUUACGAAACAAGCCACAGGGCUGGAUCUACUAGUGGUUGAAAAGAAGCUGGAGAGGCGGCAGAGUAAACCUCAUGAAGACAUAAUGGGGAUCCAGAACAAACCUGCUGACCAAGUCCAGGGCAGCUCUGGUCUGGCACAGGGCAAAAGUUUCCUCCUCAACAAAUUCUCCUCUCUCAAUCAAAAAGUGAAACAGACCAAGACAAACGUCAACAUUGGCCCCUUCGGGAAGCUGGGAAGCUUCUCCAAGCCUGACGUGGCGGUCAGUUUCCUGAAACCAACUAUGCAUGUCAACCUGUGGAAGUCGGACAGCAGCUUGGAAACAUCAGAUAGCAACCCUGGCACCGGAGCCCUGAAAGAUAUUGGUGACGAGCACUCUGAAAUGUCUGACUCUGAUUCCUAUAAUUCUGACCCAGAGCACCCGUGUGCUGGCUCCUUAGAAAACGUGGACUAUGUGCUGCCCAGCUGUGGCAUUGUAGCAUCAAACCCACGACUGGGCAGUCGCUCCCAGUCCAUCAGUAGCGCAGAGCUAAAUAUACCCUCCGUCAUCCGGGUCACUGGCUGUGACGGAAAGCAGGAAAGCUCCCCCCAAGUCAGUGAUGACAAGUCCCCAGGUGCCGCCUCUGUGGCUGAAGAAGCCAUUCUGAUUGACUUUGGCACACCCAUUGAUGCCUACUGCCACCAGUUUGUCCACGAUGCACAGACCAAACCUGUUGAGGUAUUUGGAGAGCAGCCGCUCAACCCUGUAGUGCCUGUGCAGAAUAAGAUCCCAGCAGACUCAGACAAGCAGCCAAGCUCUAAGCCGCAGCAUCAGCAGGAGGAGCCCCAGCUCCCCAGGCCAUCCCAGCUAGAUGUCCAGUCCACUACCUCCAGUUCCAACCUCCUCACUGUCCAGAAGCCCAGCUCUGCGGCGUCAGGAGGCUCUCAGAGGAGUCUGUCCUCACAGUUGGAGGGCAGCCUCGGCCCUUCACCUGCCGACAGCAACGGAAGCCGAGUGGUGUCCCCCUUUGCCAAGAUCAAGAGCUCCAUGGUCCAGGUGGCCAGCCUCACUCAGGCUGGUCUCACCCAGGGCAUCAACUUUGCCGUGGCGAAGGUACAAAAGAGCCCAGAGCCAGAUACUGUCAACGAGGCCCAAGAGAACGAGCUGAAGGCAAUGUUUACACAGUGCCAGACCAGGAUCAUUCAGAUCUAGUGCUUUCCUUGUAGCAGGAUUUUGUAGUAGUGCGUCAUGUAGAAACUUCCAGUACAGUAGCGGUAGCAAAAGCUUGCACACAGCGUCACUACUAGGCCAAGAAAUGCGCUCCUAAAUUUGCCCUUUAGUCAAACUUUCCCCUGUUAAGGAUGACUCUUGUACAGAAGUUAAAAAUACAGUCAAAUGCAAAUGACAGCAAUCAUGUUUACAUGCACACAAUCAUGAAACAAUUCUCAUAAUCAUAACAAAAUACAGUUGAUUGAUCACAGUGUCAGGUGUUCACUUUUCUAUGCGUUAAUUAUCAGUUGUCAUCAAUACAUUUACUCCCUUUGGAAAUUGCAGUGAUGGGGAUACCAUGAUUUUUCUGUUGUUCCAAUGGUAACUGCAAAAUGUGCAGGCUGAGUAUAGAAAUGAUUAGUUAUAGGUGAAAUUAACAUUGAAUUAAAUGUUUCUAAGUAUUUAUGUGUUUAUGAAAAUUUUAGACGGUAGUACAUUUGAUUGGAAUGGGGGCAUCCAAACAAUAAAUCACUCCAGAAAUCCUGCUCCUGUGCUAAGAUAAUCAAAGUUGAAGAAUAUUCUCAUCACGAUUACAUAUAGAAAACAAAGUAGAUAUUUAAGUUUUUAAAACUUUUAAACUCAUGUACCUGUGUUUUUGUGCAUGUAAACAUGUGACUGUCCUUAGUCUGAAAAGUAAUUUUUCGAUUCCCCCUUGCAUGUGAGGUCGAUGGUAACAACAGAGUUUGACGAGGCAGGUAAUUAUUAGCUGCAUGUUGAAAGACCAACUCUGAAUUCUCAUGUACUGUAUGUCAUCCCAUAUGUGCAGGUCACCUAUUGGCGUUUUGUGAUAUAGACCUCGUAAUAACCUACAAUUUGUAACAGUUGUCAUAGAAUCCGACCAAAAUAACUUUUGUGAUUCCCAAAGGACAUCUCCGUGUGAACUAUUAUCCUUUGUAUAGCUGUCAGAAACUAGCAAGACAACAUACUGUACGUAAAUAUCCUAUGUAAUAUCAAUGUUGUCAAGUGUAACUUAGAAGAUAUACCGUUAUAGAAACUAUGACUACACAAGACCUAAGUAAGAGUAUCCCGGUUGUUGAUAUGUACAGUGAGUUUUAUGUUUAUGCGUUCCCUGAGUAGAGCCUUCCCUUCAGCUUUUUGUAUUGAUGGCAGGGUGGCAGCUUAAUAUGUUCAAAGGGGUAAGAGCAAUUAUAUUUUCAAAAGAUUGCCUAGUGCUGUCAUCACUAACUAUGAAAAAAAACAGAAAAACUACUGGUUAGAAUUGUUUUUGAUAGAUUCUAUGUAUUGAAAUAACUAUUCUGCUAAUGGUUGUACUAAUUCACUAUAUGAGGGGUUUGUUUGAACCGAGUCCUCGGCCAGCAUUGUACAUUGCAUGUUUUGACAAAGACAAAGAGAGUAGCAUAUAGUAGGUAUAUAUGCAAUUGCACCCACCCAACUAUUAGAGACACUGACGCUUUUAUGCACUCCCCAAACCGAAAGCAUAUUUGCCUUAACAGGGAAUUGAAGUGGGAUUAUGUAUAUCAGGUAUUUAUGGCAAAAUCUACCUUUUUAAGUCCAUCCUUACAUGUUACAUUUGGUGUACUGUAUUAAAAGAUCAUGUUCAGGGUUACUGUAUGUCAUCAACAUUUAUCUUGGGAUAUUUCAGUUGAGGGCACAUACAGUAUAUUCUCCAUCACGUAAGGCACAUUAUAGAAAUGAGCAGACUUUAGAGAUGUGUGUGUGUGUACUGUUCAGUAUGAUUGUGUUCUGUUGCUGCUGGUAUUUAGGAGUGUUCACUCCCUACAUAUUUAUGUGCUAUGAAGAUGUAAACAUUGAUAUGUUAUAGAUGUUUUUCUCUCCUUAACCUCAAGAUUCCUCAUUAAUCCCCGAUACAGUUGUUGUCAUGAGAAAACAAUCUCCUCCAGAACUAUGACAAAUCAUAGUCCCCCAGAAGAAAUGAUAGCAAACCUGGGCUACCAUUACCCCAGUGCUGUGUGUAUAUUGGUGUGUAUUUAUGGUAAAUAAUAAUAAUAAUCUGGUCUGCCUUGAGUCGGAAUAUCCCAAGAUAAAGGAUCAACAUAUUUCAUAUUUUGUGUCAUGUUUGCCUGUUUUCUGCGUUCAGCUUGCUCACCAGCAGAUAAGAUGUGGGAUACACGUGUGUUUUAUCUGACUAAUUGUGCUAAGUGAGACUGUAAGCCUUGGCUGCUUCGUGGGUGCUACAUUAUAUAGUUAUCCAACCUGCUGAUAGUGUGUGGUGCUGCCAAAGCUUUAAAAGGUAAUCGCUGUAAUGCAAUAUUUUAAUGCAGAAGGUUAAAGGUGUUUUUUUUUUUUUUUUUUUUUAACUUUCUUCAGGAUUGCAAACACUGGAGCAGUUCUCACGCUGAGCAGAAACAUAAUUCUGUCCUAAACUGGCUGUAUUAAGCUAAAAAAAAGGAACAGUAAUCCUCAACAUUCCUAAUAGAGACCAUAAUGCUAGAAUAUUGGUGUCUGGAUUUUAUAUGCAAAAGCUGGCAGUUAAUAUUUGAUUCAAUUUGCUGGGUGAGAUUUUUCUCCUUUCCCUUUGUUUUAUACACAAAGUGCUUUUUGUGACCACCUCUUCAUUUUAUGGUCUGGGGUUAUCCUCCCUGCCCAUUCAGACCCCAGACCGUCACGCCAUCACGUGACAAGAGGUCUUAAAGCAUUUGAUUUGCACUGUUUCAGCACAUUUUCUAGCAUUAGCACCAUUUCAUCCGAAUGUCUGUGGUCAAUGGUCAUACCUUUCCUCUUUAUCAACUGACUAUUGUCAUUGUUUUCCACAGUGUACUGAGAUUGUAUUGUAUAUUAAAGUAUCCUAUUUAUUCUUA